AUGUUAAUUCCCUAUAUCCAGACUUGGAUGCGGCACCCUGUAGAAGUAGGCUUAGAGAAUGUUGUUAGAUACUUGAAGAAAAUGGAUAUCAAACCGCCGAGAAAGUUUAGUUUUGAAGGAAAUGUGCAGGAAAAUUUCACAAAAUUUAUACGUCAAUUUGAAGUUUAUAUGCUGGCAAGUGGUGGAAGCCUAAAAGAGGUUCCAGUAAAAAUUGCCAUACUGCUUAAUGUGUUGGGAGAAGAGGGUAUUGAAAUAUAUAGUAACUUUGAGUUGACAGACGCACAGAAGAAAGUAUAUAAAACGGUCGUGGAAGAGUUUAUGAAGUAUGUUAAUCCUAGGAAAAGCAUAGUUUAUGAAAGAUUCUUGUUUUACAAUCGAAAACAAGAGUGUGGUGAAUCUUUCGAUCAUUUUGUGAAUGAUUUGAGGACUGCAGUUAAGAGAUGUGAAUUCAAAGACUCCGAAGAAAUGCUACGAGAUAGGAUAAUCUUUGGAAUAUCUGACAAAGAAGUACAGCAGAAGUUAAUUGUUAAAGGAAGUGUCACCCUAGCAGAUGUUGUCACCAUGUGUAGAACAAAUGAAGCAGCCAAGGGCUAUAUACAGACGGUGCAGACAGAAGGAGCGAAAGCAGUGGAAGUACUCCAGAAGAAGAAUGCAAGUUCAGAAACUUAUAAGAAGAAACAGCAAGACGAUAGUCAGAAGAAACAAGAAACAGUAACGAGAUUUUUGUGUACCAGGUGUAAAACAAAGCAUUGUGUUCGUAAUUGUCUUGCCUUUGGAAAGAAGUGUCACCGGUGUGGUAAAAUGAAUCACUUUAAAAUUUGUUGUAGAGUUAAGGAAGUUAGAGAAGUUAAGAAUGACGAAUUCACUGCUAGUGGUUCAGAAGCAACGCUUAUGGUGGAAGGCAUUAAGAAAUAUUGUUCGGGUGUUAACACUGUUGGUAAAGCGUGGUAUGAAGAUGUAAAAUUGUACGGUUCUGUUGUGAAAAUGAAAUUAGAUACUGGGGCGGAGGUUAAAACAAUUCCAGAAAAGUUAGUGAGGCAACUCAAGUGUAUGAAUAAGAUAGUCAGGGACACAAAAAUGUUGUUAGAGUCAUGGGGAGGAUAUAAAAUUAAGCCUUUAGGAUUUACUGACUUGGACUGUACUGUUAAAGAUGAUAACAAUAAAAUGAGGAAAAAAAACUCAAUAUGGAAAAUUUUCCAAGUCCGGCUUUUUUCAAAAUUCAGCAGACAUUCGGGCAGCGAUUCAAGUUGGAAGAAUAUCGCGAAUCACAGCAGCAGCACGACCGGUAGCACCGCAGAUUUGACUGAAUUUUGGCCCCCUCUAAUACUUUAA
Messenger RNA from Zophobas morio, 1332 nucleotides. RefSeq lists its product as uncharacterized. The transcript is spliced from 3 exons. Bases 1 to 1332 code for a protein of 443 amino acids. The record is from RefSeq and is a predicted model, not a curated record. Lineage: Eukaryota; Metazoa; Arthropoda; Insecta; Coleoptera; Tenebrionidae.